UGGAGUUCAUGAAAAGCUGGAAAUGAAAGUGCUGCAUGUUCAGGAUGUGAUAAUGACUGGUGCAUGGCGACGUUGACUGGCUUCUGGUAAACCAAUGAGACUCUGAUUGAGGCGACAGGUAGUUAAUGAGUUACAGGCGAGAGGUUCAACCUUCAGCAGACAUUUGUUCAGCUCUGACUGUGUGAUUCACAAGAGCAACACAUAUCGGCGUUUGUUUAUUAUACUGGCAGGACUGGAUAACAGGACUUUGUGGAGGCUUUUACUUUUUGUGUAGAGACUGUUUUAUUUGUUGGGACUGAAGCAGGAGGCUGCUAUGGCUGACGAACGCUCUCAGCCCCCGGCCAGUGGCUCGGUUGCUAAAAUGGACCAGGUUCAGAGUCAGGUGAACGAGGUUAAGGUUAUUCUGAAAGACAACAUCAGCAAAGUGCUGGAGAGAGGGGACAGAUUAGACGAUCUGAUCGGCAAGACUGACGACCUGCAGGCGUCUGCUGACUCGUUCCAAAGAACUUCCACACGUGUUGCCAGGAAAUACUGGUGGAAAAACAUUAAAAUGAUGAUUAUAAUCGGUGUGAUUGUGCUGAUCAUCGUUGUCCUCAUCAUCCUCUUCACCACAAAUGUGAUUUAAAUCCUCAAAUAUCCUCCUUCACCAGCUCAGGACUGAAAGCAAUGAAAACGGGGGAUAAAGCUCACCUCUUUUAUUGAGCAUUUCAGCAUUUAAUGCACUCAUGAAAGUCUACUUUCAUUUCAGCAGAUAUUUCAAGACAUAUUUAUGUAAACUUUAAGGGUACAUGAUUUUGUAGCAUCUGCAGGCUUUUUGAUUAAGACUCUGUUAUAAAGCGUAUAAUAAGAAGUUCAAAUUGAGACUGAGGGCUUAAAUUGCUACACACUUGACUGAAAUACUUCCUUGAACACUCCAACAUUCAUUUAAAUGUGACGUAAUGUUAAUAUUUCACAAAGGAUCACAAAUACAAAUGAGUGUUAUUAUUUUUAUUUUUAUCGCAUAUGUCCAAUUACCUGUAUAUAUACUGUGUGUGUAUGACUGUCAAACCCUAUAAUAACAUAUGUAUUAUAUGACUGAUGAUUAUGAUAAAGAGGAUACACUUGCUACCACGA
Messenger RNA from Eleginops maclovinus (Patagonian blennie), 1113 nucleotides. RefSeq lists its product as uncharacterized. Gene Ontology annotation, biological process: vesicle-mediated transport; SNARE complex assembly; mucus secretion. The coding region runs from base 314 to 625 and encodes 103 amino acids. The record is from RefSeq and is a predicted model, not a curated record. The transcript has 3 exons. Lineage: Eukaryota; Metazoa; Chordata; Actinopteri; Perciformes; Eleginopidae. Gene Ontology annotation, cellular component: plasma membrane; mucin granule; SNARE complex. Gene Ontology annotation, molecular function: syntaxin binding; SNAP receptor activity.